AUGGUGGGGGGUCAUGUUUACACUAUUCAGAAUCGUAAAUCGCGUCUGAGCUCAGUUUUAUCGAGACCUUCAAACGUAUUGUGUAUUCCAGUCAGUUAAAUUAAACUCAUCAUGAGUGAACGUAAGAGAAUGCCUUCAUACAGGCCAUGGGGAUCAACAGAAGAUGGAGCAAUUGAAUUUGAAUCAUUAACUACUCAAACAUUGAAUGGAGCUCUAAAAGUAAUUCGUGAAAGUUUUUUCACUUGUGAAAACGUUUGUCUGGGUGUUGAUUUACUUUCUGAACCUGGAGCUGCAGAGGAGCUUGAACAAUUAUGCUUAGAAGCAGCUAGUGAUGGUGUUAGUGUGGUAGCAAUUGAUGUCAAUACUCAAGAAGUUGUUGGUGUGGCUUUCAAUAAACUUCAUGGUCAGCAAGAUCCUAGUGUGAAAGGAAACUUCGAAAAAUUUAGUGAAAAUUGUAAAUACAAAUCAUCCAAAGCUCUAGUCGACUUUAUGAUAAACGUUGAUUCAAGAAUUAAUUUAUUUGAACAUUAUAAUGCUGCCUGUCUAUUGGAAAUAAUGUUUUUAGCAACAUUACAAAAUUAUACUAAGCGUAGAAUUGGAGAAUUAUUAGUAUCAUCGUCUCUAGAAUUAGCAAGGCAAUUAUAUUGUGGGAACGCUGUGAAGACGGCUGUUGAAAUCAAUUGUAAUUCAAUUCUCACCAAUGUCAAUGCUAUUCCGAGCUUAGUUACUGCAAUAAUGACUUCGAAUUAUUCUCAAAAAAUUAGCAGUAAACUCGGCUUUGAUUGUUUAGUCAUAGUAAGCUUUGAUGAAUUUACUUUCAAUGGUAAAAAAUUUAGUGAGAGAAUCGGAAGCAUCCAUAAAACUUCGCGAUUAGUAGCUAAAAGACUGAGUAAAAAAUAGUGCAUGCAAUAUUACCUUAAUUGAACAAUUUUAUCAUGUUUUAAUAUAUAAAUAUAAUUAUUAUUGUUACAAGAGUUUUAAAAUUUAAAAAUUAAAGAAAGUUUUUUAAUAUUACGUGCAAUGUAUAUAAAUAUGUUUUCAUCGAUAAGAAAUCGAAUAUAUU
Messenger RNA from Chelonus insularis, 1063 nucleotides. RefSeq lists its product as uncharacterized. Gene Ontology annotation, molecular function: N-acetyltransferase activity. The coding region runs from base 112 to 900 and encodes 262 amino acids. NCBI's taxonomy places the organism in Eukaryota, Metazoa, Arthropoda, Insecta, Hymenoptera, Braconidae. The transcript has 3 exons. The record is from RefSeq and is a predicted model, not a curated record.